Molecule: messenger RNA, 1595 nt
Organism: Cuscuta campestris
Lineage: Eukaryota; Viridiplantae; Streptophyta; Magnoliopsida; Solanales; Convolvulaceae
Source: the annotation of a GenBank genome assembly
GGCAGUUCAGUUUUUCCAAAAUUCUACAUGGUAUCAGAGCCAAUUUCCCGGGAACUUCUCAAACCCUAGGCUCUUUUUUUCUCACGCACGGUGCCGCCACCAUUGCUUCGCCGGCUGCCACACCACGGUCGCCCCUCUUUGAUCGGCUCACGUCGAUCACCACCACUGCAGCGCCGGCUCACGUCGGACUCAUAAUCACCGUCUCACGUCGGUACUAUCUUCGUCUCCAUGGCAAGCGAAGGAACAAAGAAGGUCAGGCUCAUCCACGACCCUACCUCUCCGUACUACAUCCACCCGUCCGAAAGUGCGGGUAAUUCCUUGACGAAGCAUCUUCUUAAAGGUGAUAAUUAUGAUAUUUGGGAGAAAACCAUUAUUAAUGCUCUAGAAGGGCGUACCAGAGCAGGUUUUCUCAAUCCUUCCGGGUUUCCUAAACCCACUGAUGAACAGGAAUUGGCGGCAUGGAAAGCUAAUAAUUCCAUAAUUUGUUCUUGGAUCUGUAACAGUGUUGAUGAACACAUCCAACCUUCCAUUAUCUCUCAUAAAAUUGCUCAUGAAUUAUGGUUAGAUCUGAAGACCAGAUAUGGAGGUUCGAAUGGACCUCGUAUUCACCAAUUGAAAUCUGAGUUUCAAUCUUUGCGUCAAAAGGGACAAACUGUGGUUGUUUACUAUAACCAAUUUGUGACUUUGUGGAAUAAGCUAUAUGGAUCUGUUGAUCCAACGUGUAGUUGUCGGUGUGAGGCUGCGGCUCUGAUUCGGGCGCGCGAGGAACAUGAGAAGACUCAUCAUUUCUUGCUCGGGCUCGACGACGAACAGUUCGGUCACAUCCGAUCUCAGAUUAUUGCCACCGAACCUGUUCCGGACAUACACCGGGCUUAUGCACUCAUCGUUCAAGAGGAACGCCACAAGAGCAUUGUCCGUGGCCGAGAUGACCGUUGGCGUGUGUAUGACCUUGAUACUCAUCGCUUCUUUCACACUCGGGACAUUGCUUUUGACGAGAGCACGUUCCCGUUUGCCAUACAUCACACGCCGGCUGAACCCUCUACCUCCACCCCACAUUUCGACUUUCCCGAAUUACCCCUGCCCGCCCCACUUCCGGCUACCGUCGCUGACGGCCAGCCUGUCCAGCCAACAGCUGCCAUCGAGCAGCCCACCGACGCCCAGCCCCACCCCCAUACAGCUGCCGCCCCUCCGCUUCGUCCUCAACGGCAGCGUCGUCAGCCAUCCCAUCUUAGUGAUUACAUCGUCAAUUCUGUUCAAACUCCCGCUCCAUUGUGCUCAUUGCCUUCCCAGUCGGCGUCUUCAGUCCCACACGCCAAUUGGCGUGCGGCAAUGGACACGGAGCUCCGAGCUUUGGUCAAUAACAACACGUGGCUCAAGUUUGUGAUUGAGAAGCACGUUUCUACAACCAUAAACUUGAGCUUUUGAUUGAAAUGAUUUUCUUGAUAUGAUAUCACGAGUUCAAACUUCAUUGUCAACCAGUUUUAAAAAUUAAUAUUCACGUACAAAUUCAAGCAAACACUGAUCUCGCUUGCACGUUAAGGGUAAACACUAAUCUCCCUUAGGGGCGUUUUAGAGUAUAAAACCUUUCCUGGGUU